AUGAGGGUGGUAUAUUGGCUGAUUACAUUUGCGGGACUUGCGUUGGCUGUCGACCCAGUCACUACAACAGGAACUACAGCAACUACACCAAAUGCUGCUACAACGGCCACGGCACAAACAACAACACCAAACACGGCAGGUACCACGGCCACAACACCCACAGCAGCCACUACCGGAACUACAGGCACGACUACCACUCCUGCGAACGCGGCCACUACGGCGACGCCAACUACCGGCACAACUGGAACCACGGGAACCACUGGUACAGGUACCACUGGGACCACCACGACACCAGCUAACGCAGUUACCACGGCCACUCCAACAACAGGAACUACAGCAACAACGGGUACAACAGGGACUACGACAACUCCGGCCGCAGCAGCUGCCGCAACCACUCCAACCACCUCGACGUUGACAUCCGCGUCUACCAACAGUGACCUCACUUCUACAGAGACCGGCUCAACGACUGCAUCCCCUACUAUUGCGUGGCGUACAACUACGGAGGCUGGUGUUAUCAAAACAAUAUCGAUCACGUUCUCGCAGAGUUUCUACUCCUUGUAUUCUACUAUUGGGUCGUGGUCAACGGGAUCUGUUGGUUUGGGGAGCUUAGCUACCUCGGGACAGACUGUGGGCACAGUUAAACAAUACCGCACUAUUACUAUCUCAUCGACGGCAACUAAAUGA
Molecule: messenger RNA, 684 nt
Organism: Ogataea parapolymorpha DL-1
Lineage: Eukaryota; Fungi; Ascomycota; Pichiomycetes; Pichiales; Pichiaceae
Exons: 1
Coding region: 1-684 (227 amino acids)
Biological process (GO): fungal-type cell wall organization
Source: RefSeq, a predicted model, not a curated record